GGAUUGAUUCACUGGUGGUGGAUUCACCGGACGUCGUCUAACCUAUAAUAGAUUAAAAUUGAAAACAUUGUUCUGGUUUAACGUAACAUUUGUAUUGGACGUAGAGAAUUUUUCAACGUAAUUGGAGUAACCAAUUUCAUCCGAAGAUGCCAACCAUUGGUGUGAAACGAGACUUACUUUUCCAAGCACUUGGAAAAACGUACACUGAUGAUGAGUUCCAAACACUUUGCUUCAAGUUUGGUUUAGAGUUGGAUGAAGUGACUACUGAGAAGCAGAUGAUAGCAAAAGAGCAAGGUUUGGAUCCAAGCACUGGGGCUUCAGAAGAAGUUAUCUAUAGAAUCGAUAUUCCAGCAAAUCGAUAUGACUUACUCUGCCUUGAAGGUCUAGUCAAUGGAAUUCUGGUGUUUUUAGAGAAGAAUCCAUUACCUCGUUAUACAGCAAUUUCACCAAAACAUAGGAUGGAACAGAUUAUAGUCAAAGAAAAUACUCAGAGAAUUCGUCGUUACGUUGUGGGAGCAAUUCUUCGUGACGUAACAUUAACUAAGGAUUCUUAUAACAGCCUAAUUGAUUUGCAAGAUAAACUUCAUCAAAAUAUAUGUCGCAAACGUAGUCUUGUUGCUAUUGGGACGCACAACUUAGAUACUUUGAAAGGUCCCUUCAUUUAUGAUGCACAACCCCCAAAGGAUAUUUCUUUCAAGCCCUUAAAUCAAGAAAAGGAUUAUACUGGAGAGCAAAUCAUGGAUUUAUACACUAAUCAUGCACAGUUGAAACAAUAUUUGCCAAUUAUAAAGGACAGCCCAGUGUAUCCAAUUAUUUAUGAUAGCAAUGGUAUUGUACUGUCACUGCCACCCAUCAUAAACGGAGAUCACUCUAAGAUUACUCUAGAUACGAAAAACAUUUUUAUAGAAUGUACAGCUACUGAUCUUACCAAGGCAAACGUGGUUCUGGACACGCUGGUAUGCAUGUUCAGUCAAUACUGCAAGACUAAGUAUACAGCAGAAAAGGUAGAAGUUAUAUACCCCGAUAAAAGCAAAUUCCAAUAUCCUAGUCUAAAUUAUCGAAGAGAGAAAAUAAGCUCGAUCAGUGCUACUCGCUACAUUGGAAUCGAAGAAACUCCUAAAAAUGUUGCGCAGUUGCUUUCUAAAAUGUGUUUGAGAACAGAGGUAGAAAAUGAGGAUCUGAUAGUCGAGAUACCACCGACAAGGCAUGACGUUAUACAUGCAUGCGAUAUCUACGAGGAUGUGGCCAUUGCCUAUGGCUACAAUAACAUAGAAAAAACGUUGCCUAAAGGAUUGACUAUUGCGGAACAGUUCCCACUCAAUAAAUUAUCAGACCAAUUGAGAGAGGAAAUUGCUCAUGCUGGUUUCACAGAGGCGUUGACGUUUUCUCUGUGCUCCCGAGAAGAUAUAUCUGACAAAUUAGGACAUGCCAUCAAAGAUGUUCCUGCAGUGCACAUAUCCAAUCCAAAAACAUUAGAAUUUCAAGUAGCGCGUACAACAUUGCUGCCAGGCCUUUUGAAGACAUUAGCGGCUAACAAAAAAAUGCCAUUACCACAAAAGUUGUUCGAAGUAUCUGAUGUAGUAUUGCGUGAUUCAACUGCCGAAGUCGGAGCACGUAAUGAAAGACGAAUUUGUGCAAUUAAUUGCAACAAAAACGCUGGUUUUGAGAUCAUUCAUGGACUGUUGGAUAGAAUAAUGCUACUGCUUGAAGUUCCUUGGAGUUCAACUAAGGACUCCAAUGGAUAUUAUCUACGUGCAGCUGAUGAUCCAACAUACUUUCCUCAACGUUGUGCUGAAAUUGUUGCGUUUGACGAGGUAAUUGGUAAAAUGGGAGUCCUUCAUCCUCGUGUGAUUUCCAAUUUUGAUAUAAGCCUCCCUUGUUCAGCAUUAGAGAUCAACAUAGAACCGAUGUUAUAAACAGAUUGAUAACACAAUUGUGUAGAUGAAUUUGAAUAAAUUUGACCCGUUAUUCAAA
Messenger RNA from Athalia rosae (coleseed sawfly), 1974 nucleotides. It is a transcript of the gene beta-PheRS, whose product is annotated as phenylalanine--tRNA ligase beta subunit. The coding region runs from base 147 to 1916 and encodes 589 amino acids. Gene Ontology annotation, biological process: phenylalanyl-tRNA aminoacylation. Gene Ontology annotation, cellular component: cytoplasm; phenylalanine-tRNA ligase complex. The transcript has 12 exons. Gene Ontology annotation, molecular function: RNA binding; magnesium ion binding; phenylalanine-tRNA ligase activity. The record is from RefSeq and is a predicted model, not a curated record. NCBI's taxonomy places the organism in Eukaryota, Metazoa, Arthropoda, Insecta, Hymenoptera, Athaliidae.